This is a messenger RNA of Myotis myotis, 1401 nucleotides long. RefSeq names its product signal sequence receptor subunit 3 (gene SSR3). The coding region runs from base 384 to 845 and encodes 153 amino acids. Gene Ontology annotation, biological process: SRP-dependent cotranslational protein targeting to membrane. NCBI's taxonomy places the organism in Eukaryota, Metazoa, Chordata, Mammalia, Chiroptera, Vespertilionidae. The record is from RefSeq and is a predicted model, not a curated record. The transcript is spliced from 6 exons. Gene Ontology annotation, cellular component: endoplasmic reticulum; membrane.
CUCCACCAUGGCUCCCAAAGGCAGCUCCAAGCAGCAGUCCGAGGAGGACCUGCUCCUCCAGGAUUUCAGUCGCAACCUCUCAGCCAAGUCCUCCGCACUCUUCUUCGGGAAUGCCUUCAUCGUGUCCGCCAUCCCCAUCUCCUCGUACAAAGCAGCGUGCAGCCAGCGUGGCGUGGGGCCCGCGUGGCUCCCCGGCUGCACCGAGCAGGCCUUGGCUUCGGACUGACAGCCACGUCAGCGCGUAAACUGUGGCUCAGGACUGCACGUGGCAUUUGGGAGUGGCCUGUACUUAGCUUAACAGUACCCGGACGAAUGAAAUUUGAAGUCAGAAUUGUGGUUUUUGUGGAGCUGGAGUUCUCAUUUUAGAGAAAGCAGAAACCUUCAUGUGGAAGGUUAUGUUUUUCGAGGGUUCUGCAUUGGGGUUAUACUGGCGAAUAUGGCAUAUGGAUCUUAUUCAGUCUGCUGUUCUGUACAGCGUGAUGACCCUUGUAAGCACUUAUUUGGUAGCCUUUGCCUACAAAAAUGUGAAAUUUGUACUCAAGCACAAAGUAGCACAGAAGAGGGAAGAUGCUGUUUCCAAAGAAGUGACUCGAAAACUUUCUGAAGCUGAUAAUAGAAAGAUGUCUCGGAAGGAAAAAGAUGAAAGAAUCUUGUGGAAGAAGAAUGAAGUUGCUGAUUAUGAAGCUACAACAUUUUCCAUCUUCUAUAACAACACCCUAUUCCUGGUCUUGGUCAUCGUUGCAUCCUUCUUUAUAUUGAAGAACUUCAACCCCACAGUGAACUAUAUUCUGUCCAUAAGUGCUUCAUCAGGUCUCAUCGCCCUCCUGUCUACUGGCUCCAAAUAGACCGUGUCAGCUUUACCCUUGGCUUUGUAUUUAUGGGUGGUCUGUGGUGUAUGGAAAAGAAGCCGGGUGGUCGGGGUGGGAGACACACAAGAUGUUUUUAUAGUCUGGAGCUUGAGGGUUUGAAAGACCCAACAAAAUGUAAUUCAAUAUUUGUUUAUUGGCUCUUUUUUGACAAACUGUUGAAAGUACAUGAAUUGGAAAGGAAACUCAGAGUACCAGGGCAUUUAUUAAAAAGGCAAAUGUGUCUGGCAAUGUGCUACAAUCACAAGAGGAGAAAAUAACUUGUUUCCUUGAUCUGUCAGAGGUCACAGUAACCUGGACUGAACUGUUAGUAUUUGUUAGAGUAGCAAGAAGUUAAUAGCUGGUUCUGUGUGUUCCAAGCACAAUAUUACAGCUUUUUUUGAACCAUUAAUAUCAGAAUGAAUCCUCUUUCCUCCCUUUUCCCCUGCCUGGGGGGUGGGAUUGAAUGCAUGUUUACAAAUCUCUGAAUAUGUGAUUUGAAAUAACUCAAUAAAAGUUGAAAACAUGGUUUCUCCAAUUUGGGGAAAAGAAACUU